This is a messenger RNA of Patella vulgata (common limpet), 7214 nucleotides long. RefSeq names its product neuroglian. The transcript has 15 exons. The record is from RefSeq and is a predicted model, not a curated record. Gene Ontology annotation, molecular function: cell adhesion molecule binding. Gene Ontology annotation, biological process: cell-cell adhesion. Gene Ontology annotation, cellular component: cell-cell junction. Bases 300 to 2312 code for a protein of 670 amino acids. Lineage: Eukaryota; Metazoa; Mollusca; Gastropoda; Patellidae.
UCGUUAGUUUAUUUAUGGAUUGUCUGUAUGGAUCAAUACAUUGCAGCUUAAAGGAUUAUUGUUGGUGUUAAAUGUGCCAUUUAUUGGAAAAUCAUCACUCAAGUAAAUAGACUAACCGUUGUGUUGUUUAUGGAUUAACAGAAGUAUUUGGUGGACAAUAAAACAGUGGAUUAAUGUGGACAAGAUUACAGGAUUAACAAGGAGUAAUUAUCACCUGUAUUGAUUAAAGUUUGUUGAGGUGGUAUUAAGGACGCGAUAACUCCAGUAUUAGUUGACUUUUUAACAGCACGUGAGAGGAGAUGGCAAUUAUUAAAAUGCACCAGUUAUUAAUUUUCAGUAUUAUGUUUUGUAUAUCUUAUGGACAAAAUAAUAGACUUCUACCUCCAAAGAUUACAGAACCUGAUGUCGAGAAAACAAUAUAUUACAAAGCCCAGGAUGAAGUGAUAUUAGUAUGUCAAGCAGAAGCAAAUCCUCAAGCUCAAUAUGAAUGGAUGAAAGAUGAUCAGACUAUAGUCAGUGACUAUAUAAAACAAGAUCCAAUUACUGGUGAACUGCAGAUAGCCUCUUUAUCUCGCAGAGAGAUAGGAAAAUACCAAUGUUUCGCUUCUAAUCAAAUUGGAACUAAAACAAUAAAAUCCAUGUCACCCGUCAUAACAGUCGACUUGGCAUAUCUAAACAGUUGGGUGGACACAGGUCUGCCUCCUCCAAGGAUACAAGCAACAGAAGGGGAAGCAGUUCAGCUGACAUGUGACGAUGUACCUUUAUGUAAUCCGCCUGGGCAGUUUAAAUGGUAUAAAGGUAACGACGAAAGUAGCGAAGUUGUACAGGAUGACAGAAUAGCUAUAGAUGCAGAGGGAACUCUUCAUUUCGUCUACGUAACAAAAGCUGAUGAAUUAAGUGGAUUAAAUUAUCAAUGUGCCAUUUUUAAUCGUCAUCUUAAUUCCAUUAAUUUAGGCAGUGGGAAGAUUUUAGAGAUUACGAAACUAAAUCCAAUUCCAGAUAGAGCACCCAGUGUGUUAUAUAGCAAACCAAAUCAGAAAGCUCUUAUUGGACAUUAUGUUGACAUACAAUGUAUCUUUGGUGGCAAGCCGAUACCAUCUAUAUCGUGGAAAAACAAUGAGUUACAAGCAAUUACAAGUAACUCUGAUAAAUAUGAAUUUAUCGACACUUCACGACGAAUUUUACGAGUUAAAAAUAUCCAGGAGUCAGACGAAGGAACUUUCACUUGUGAAGGUGCAAAUACUCAAACCAAUACAGCAACAACAGCUCUUAAUGUCACAUCUCGUCCUAUCUGGGAAAAGUCCUUAUCGUCAAUUACUGUUGCAGCAACAAGAGAUGCUAGUAUGACCUGUCAAGCAAAAUCAGUAAUAAGGGAGAAUCCACCAGGACCCCCAGAAUGGUUUGAAAAUGGAGCCCCCAUUCCAAACGAUAAAUUUGACAGUGGUAAAUAUGUGUUCAGUAAUGAUAAACAGAUAUUGAUGGUGACAAAUCUUGUAAAACCAGAUGAUACUACAUGCUUCCAGUGUAAAGUUAGCAACUCGGAGGGUUUUCGAUUUGCUGAUGGAUGUCUGGAUGUCAUAGAACCCAUUGUGAUUACAUCAAGACCUCCAGCUGUUCAGGAGAUAUUGAAAGGUGAUAUCGUCAAUUUGACUGUUAUGGCCCAGACUAACUCUCCAUGGCCGAUUCAGUAUAAAUGGUUCUUUAACAAUCAGACUUAUGAUGAUAAGCCACCUUUUGUUACUUACAAUGAAACAUCUAAAUUCGCAUACAUCAACACAGAGGAUUUAUCGUUUGAGGAUUAUCGUACUAUUAAUGGAACGUACAUACGGAUGGUGUAUAAUGUACAUGAAAAAAUCAAUGUUACAAUUCAAGUUAUCUUGAAAGAAGUUGGAAUUGUUGGGCCAGCUACUGCUGCUGCUCCUGAUCUGUGGUGGAUAGCAUUAAUUAUUGGUAUAUUAUUACUGGUGUGUGUUAUAGUUAUUAUCUGUGUUGUCUGUCGACGUAAAGCUCAGGAAGGUGUUUAUCCAUUGGAUAAGAAAGAAAGAGACAACGAUUUAGAUCCAGAGAAAGAUUUAGCUGAUAGUGGAUUCCAUGAUCUAUCUCGAGCUGAUGAUAAUGGUAUGGAAAAGAAGGGAUCUCCAUUACAAUUCACCGAAGAACCUUUAAGUUACGAAGAUGAGGACAGUCUCGCAGAAUAUGGUGAUGGAGAGGAUAUGGGAAAAUUUAAUGAAGACGGUUCUUUCAUUGGUGUGUAUAUGGACAAGAAACCACCAGCGCCACCUGUGCGGAACGGAAACGAAACCCAGAUUUAAUCGAACCUCAGUGCUAUAGACUAUAAUGUUAUUAUAUACCAUGACCUUAUGACCUUCAUUCAAUCGCUGCCUUGCUCAUUUCUAUAUAUGAAUCAAAUGUUGAUGACAUCAAAUCAUUUGUAGGAUAUUGAUUAAAUAUUGGAAACAUUAACAAUGGAAAUAUUAUGUGGAAAAAGGGGCUCAGUCUAUUCCUUUUCAAAAUGGACUGAUCUUAAAGAACAUCUGGCUGAUAUUUGCUGAAUUAAUUGGUUGCUUAUCAGUUAAAAAUAUCCAAAAUACUUGAUGUAUCGGUGAUACAAACAACCAGUAUUAAUUGUUUUCCAUGGUUUGUUUAUCUAUAUCUUUAAUAAAGAUUGAUUGCUGCACGUACAGCCUGUAAUAAAUUGAUGGUAAAAUAUAGACAAUUAGUUCAUAUGAUAUAUUUGUUGUAUUUUGACAUGUUGCCAUGUGAUAUGUAACAUGUUGUAAUAGUAUGCCACUUUAUGCAGUGACAUGAGAUGAUAUAGUCAUACUAUGUUGUGAGAUAAAUGUCAUAGGUGCAUGACAUGUCAUCCUAUACUGUAUCAUGAUGCUACUGUUCUUGUGACAUGUCAUGUGACAUCAUAUUGUCAUUUAAACGUUGUGAAAUUAGAAUUUGUAUCACAUGCUGUUUAAACUUUAAUUGUGACUUUAGAUCAUGACAUAGAAAAUAUGUUGUGGUUAGAAUUUUAUUUUUUUUGUGAAUUAAUAUAAGUACAUGUAUAUUUUAUUUGUAUAUUAAAGAAUUUUAAAAUUUGAAUUUCGGUGUGAAAUAUAAUAUAUAUUUGAUAAUUUUUCUUGGAAUGAAUUAACUGUGUAUGUAAUAAUUUCUUCUAUAAAUCCGCUACUGAAUUAAUAUUUAUUUAAAAGUAUAAAUUUUAAUUUAAAUUGAGAAAAAGAAAAGAUGUUUGAUACACAAGAGAAGAAUAAAAUUUGUUUUACUAGGAAUUGCUCAAAUAUUUUGACUAGCUGCAACUACAUAAUAGGAGAAAAAACAUAAUUCUGUACAUGAAAAGAAGAUUCAGAAUUGUUGCAAAAUUUAAUGUUAAUUUUUACUGUGAAUAAUAAUAUAUUUCAAACAAAAUCAUUUUCCUGAAUAUUUGAUUCAAGAUAUCUGAGCAUUUACUAGUUAGUAGAAAGGGGUUAUUUAUUUUUAUAAUGUAAAGAUUAAGAAAAGACAAAGUUUGCAAUUUUUAGUUGACUAGUCAGUUUGAAAUCAUCCACAAUCAAAUUAAGAUAUUGUAUUAUUUUGUGUUGAAUAAAACCCAGUCAAUUACUAAUAUUAGUCUGAAAAGUUCAAAUUAAGAAUUUUACAAUUAUGUGUAAUAUCUAUCAUACUGUAUGGUUGAGUAUACAUGGUAGUCACUGAUAUUGUGUCGAGUACAGUCCAUUGUGGCCUUCACCUUAGUUUACUACUAAGUUAGUUUCUUUGGCUCAUUCUGUAGCAUAUUGGAUAAGCAAGACACCUGUCAAAUUUAUUUUGCAUUAUCUCAAUUUAUAGAUCUAAUUUUAAGUGUUUUACACAUAAAAAAACCUAUAAAUUUUACUGCAUUUAUUGUGUUUAAGAUUAAAUUCUAUGAAAGGAGAGAUCUGGUAAGGAUUUCAAACUACUGAUUUGGUGUUUUGACUUGGUCAUCCAGUAAUACAACAAAUAUAGCUUCAUAAAGGAUUAGCUACAUCAAGUCACUCAUAUGAUUUACAUAAUUAGUAGUCACCUUAGAAUAUAUCUAGUAUGUUAUUAAAUCCCAUUAAGAAAGAAUAAAUUUUGGUUGGUCAUAUUGGUAAAACAAAUUGCUGUGGUAUAGAUUAUAAAUUUGUAAGAGAAACAAAAAGUGUGAAUGUUUUAGUUGUGUUGUAUUAGUGCUAUUUUCAUUUGCCGAAACUUUCCUUUAGCUCAGAUUUAGAUUUAGUGUAUUUGUUUAUGACAACUUGUUAACCACGAUUUUUUGUCUUAAUAUGGAAAUAGUUUGCUAGAUCAGUAGAUAGUCAUAAUUUCAUGUAUUCUGGGCUAUAAAUAUAUUUUGAUAAAGAAAAAAUAGAUUGUCAAUCUUUGAAAAAUAUCGAUAGUCUUAAAUACAGUAGCUUAGAGAUCAUCCUAUAUGCUAUAAAAUUGAUUUGAUCACGAUAAAAAUAGAUAAAAAACAAUCCUCUAUUCAGAAAAAGAAUUAAAUAAGAAAAUAGUGUGUAACUUGUACACAUUGACCAUCAGACAUUUUUUAACAUCAGCAGACUCAGCGCUUUGUUCAGAUUCAACUGCUAUGCUUUAAUAACAUUACCAAACUGAGCAAAAACUUGCAUUGUAUGUGUUUGGCUUUAGUAUAUGAAAUAACAUUAUCAACAAAAAUCUUGUGUGUCGACUUGAGUAUAAAUGUAAUUAUUUUGUUUGUAAAGUUUUGUAUCUUAAAAAUGAGCUCAUUAUACGAUCGAAAUUGCAAAUGUAACAUCAAUUUUUUACGCAACAUGUCGCUCAUCUGUUUAUUGACAUCUAUUUUCACUUUAAUCAGAUCUAUCUAACUUAGUUAACAUUAUUUCAAGUUUCAAUUUCAUGGCCAACAUUUCCUUUAUUCAAUUUUCAUUGAUUUACAUAUUUUUGUAACUAUGUUGAAUUCAGUUUCUUGCGAUAUCAUGUGCCACAAAUUUGAAUAAAGGCACCUUUAUCAACAUAUAUAAAAACGUAUGAUUAUGGAGUCAUAAGGAUGCCAAAGUGUGAAAAUUGUACUGCUAAGUUCCAUUACAAUUUAUACAUUUUGACCUAUACUUCAUCUCAUAAAGACUGUUUUUAUAUGUUGAUAAAUUAUAGUAUAUAAUAGAAUGAAUAUAUAUUCUUGUAUAUAGUGUAUAUAAAUUUAGCGAUUCAGAAUUUUCCACCAUUUUUGUCUGCAUCAAAUAGUUUUACUUUGGUGUAGAAAACUUGGUUGAGAAUUUUGCAAUUGCAUUUGUUAUUCCACAAACGACUAAUAGUAUGCCCUCCGUGUAUAUAAUUUAUCAACAAAUUUAUUUAUUUUUGUUUUUUUUAUACACGUGCGAAAGGUGUUAGUCUUGUGGUAAUUUUUCAUCAUUUUUAUUCAUAUAUAUAUAUAUACAUAUAGAUUCUAUUUACGCUUAGUUUUUUUUGUGAAUUUCAUUUUUAUGUAUUAAAUUUAAUCAUUUCGACAUUCCUUGUUGUAUUUGAAGUGAAAUUAGAACUUUUGUGAUUUAGAAAAAUCUCCAUUUAGAAAUUUUGAGAUUUGGAAAAAUCUUUGUCAUUCAAAGUAAUGAAAUCUCUUUGAAUUUUAGUAAUAUAAAGUUUAAUUAUAGAAUUUGUAAUCUUAUUUUAAUUAAAAUACCAACUUAUGAAAUCUUGAUGUUAUUCAAAAUCAUUAGGCCUCGGAUAACUUAAGAUAUGGCUUCUGUGAAUAUUUCAUAAGAAGCCACCCAUACUAAUUCUGAUAAAGUUUGUCUAUUAAUUUUUUUUUUUUUUGUAAUGAUUAACUUGAACAGUAUUUAGAAUUGAAAGGUAGAAUUUUUUUAUAAUUUGAAAAAAAAAAAAAAUCAUUCCAUCAAUUUAAUAAUUAGUCUCAUUCCAUAAAUUUUAAGUGCUGUAUGUUUUGUGUAUGAACACCCCUCUUGAAUAUGGUAAUACUAUCCUCUUUGAUUGAAAUUCCAAGUAAUAUGGAUUAGUCCAUGUGACUAUAGGGUGGUGUUACAUAGAUAUGGAAAGGAAAGUAUAUUUUUGAAAUGUUUUUAAUCGAUUUCAUUAUGAGUUAGCUUUUAGUUGCAUUCCAUUAGUAAAAUAAUAAGAUGUACAUUAAUAAUGCUGUUACAUCUGAAGAUGCUGGGUUGAACCCAUCCGUGACAGACCUUGUAUUUCCACUGUAAUAUCUCAUUACUAAACCAAAUAAAUCUGGAUAAGCCAGGCAUCAAGCAAACCAUACGUCUGACAUUUGAUGGUUCCCGUAGGGCUAACAUAACAGCAAUCUCACCAGUGGAAAUACUGGAACACGCCUUGGGGCUAUUUUGAUCCUAGUUUUUGUCACCAAGAUCCUUGUAAAUUGUAAAAUACAUUUGAACUGUUAAAUGAUCUAUUCUUGAAUUAAAUUUUAUAGAUUUUUGACAUUCGUAAACUAUAAUUAAACAGUAAUAUUGAAAUGUUUUUAGAUUUUUUGGAAAUUCAAAAUUUAAUCUUGUUCCGGUUCAAUUAUUUUGAUUUCUGUACAAAUAAAACUGUCAUAAUUUGAAAUUAGAUUAAAUUAAACUAUAUAAAUCAUAGAAUUUGUAUAUUAUAUAAUUGUAAAAUGUUUGGAUUAUCAAGUGAUUAACUUAAGAAUAAGAUGUUAAUGUACAUUGAUAGAUUGUCAUAGAAUCAUCCUUCACCAUCUUGACAAAACCAAUUCCCAUGAAAUGUUUGGACAUUAAUUUUGUUCAGCACAUUUUAUGUUAUCAUAUUUGUCUGUUAUUUUGCAAUUCUCCUAAAAGUAUUCAGUUAUUGAAAUUAGUGAUUGAUUGUUCACACUUUAUUAGAUCUAACAUAUUCAGAAGGACUACCAUGUCCAUGUAAGGUUAAAUAUCUUGGUGUUCUUGGAAAAGCCAAGCUUUUAUUGGCAGGUUACAGUACACAAAUAUGAACACCACUCAUUGAUAAGUAAAAUUGAGUCUGUUAAAAUUUAUUAUAGGAAAGAAAAUGAAUUGAAAAAUGUCUGAUUUUAAUCUAAUUGGGAAAAGGGUUUGGUUUUGUCAAGAAGGGUAAUAUAUUUUAGUAUUAGUUAUUAUAGGUGUAGAGAUUUUUUGCUUGCCACACAAACUAACUUUUAUAUCGGAGGGAUCCUUUCCACGUAUAUUUUAUAAAUUGUUAAAAUCUUUUUAUAAAUAUGUCAAAUUAAUUGACAAUAAAAAAUCUCCCUUCUA